AUGGAGCGGCCGGCGCCCUCCGAAGUGUACAUGAGCCAGACCAUCCAGCCGGUGCACGCCAACCCCCGCGGCGAGCUGAGCGCUGGGCAGCUGCUCAAGUGGAUCGACACCGCCGCCUGCCUGGCAGCUGAAAAGCAUGCUGGGAUUUCCUGUGUUACAGCUUCAGUGGAUGACAUACAAUUUGAGGAGACUGCUAGAGUUGGACAAGUUAUAACCAUCAAAGCAAAAGUUACUAGAGCAUUCAGCACAAGCAUGGAGAUCAUUAUCAAGGUCAUAGUACAGGACAUGUUCACUGGCAUUGAAAAAAUUGUUUGUGUGGCUUUCUCUACAUUUGUAGCCAAACCAGUUGGAAAAGAAAAGGUUCAUUUAAAACCAGUCACACUUUUGAGUGAACGAGAUCAUGUGGAACACAAUCUGGCCACUGAAAGAAGGAAAGUUCGAUUGCAACAUGAGCAUAACUUUAACAGCUUAAUGAAGGAAAGUAGCACGUUUGAUGGUCACCGCCUCUGUGGAGGACGCUGUCUUCUGAAGUCUGUGGACAUGUUUAAGUUCCGAGGACCGUCUACAGUUGGAGAUCGUCUUGUCUUCAAUGCCAUUGUCAACAGCACAUUUCAGACCUGUGUUGAAGUUGGAGUGCGCGUGGAGGCCUUUACCUGUCAGGAAUGGUCUGAAGGCUGUGGCCGGCACAUCAACAGUGCUUUUCUUAUUUAUAAUGCCGUUGAUGAUAAGGAAGAGCCUGUCACGUUUCCCAGAAUCAAACCCAUUUCAAAGGAUGAUUUUAGAAGGUAUCAUGGAGCAAUUGCACGUAGGAGAAUUCGCCUUGGCAGAAAAUAUGUUAUUUCCCACAAAGAAGAGAUUCCACUUUUCGUGCACUGGGAUAUAAACAACCAGACAAAAAUAUAUACUUUGGAGGAGUACAAUGUUUUAUGUGUUUGGGUUGAAAAGCAUGUGGGAAGACCAGCACACUUGGCGUAUCAUCUCUUGUCUGACUUUACAAAGCGACCUUUGUGGGACCCCCAUUACAUGUCCUGUAAAGUCAUAGACUCAGUGGAUGAAGACGAUCAGAUAUAUUACAUCACCUGUCCUGUAGUGAAUGGUGACAAACCCAAAGACUUUGUAGUACUUGUAUCACGAAGAAAGCCUCUCAGAGAUGGGUGA
Messenger RNA from Trichechus manatus latirostris (Florida manatee), 1158 nucleotides. RefSeq names its product acyl-CoA thioesterase 12 (gene ACOT12). NCBI's taxonomy places the organism in Eukaryota, Metazoa, Chordata, Mammalia, Sirenia, Trichechidae. Bases 1 to 1158 code for a protein of 385 amino acids. Gene Ontology annotation, molecular function: lipid binding; fatty acyl-CoA hydrolase activity; acetyl-CoA hydrolase activity. Gene Ontology annotation, biological process: acyl-CoA metabolic process. The transcript has 11 exons. Gene Ontology annotation, cellular component: cytosol; extracellular exosome. The record is from RefSeq and is a predicted model, not a curated record.